AUGUCCGGCCCUCCGUCGCGCAUCCGGUCCAUCCUCAACCAUCUCUUGCCCGCCGCGCCGCCUCCGGCGCAUAUCCACCACCUGUCGCCGACGAUUUUCCUGGAGCGCGCCGCUUCCAUUGAGCCCAAUGCUGACGCCGUCGUCCACAUCACCGCCAACGGCGUCAGCAUCCGCCGCUCUUACCAGCAGACGGCCGAUCGCGCCCGCGGUCUGGCCUAUCACCUCAAGAAGCACGGCCUGAAACGAGUCGGCAUCCUCGCCCCCAACACGCCCGCGUUUCUGGAGUCGCUGUACGGCAUCGUGGCAGCCGGCGGCGUCAUUGUUCCCGCAAACUACCGCCUCAAGCCCGAUGACAUUGCCUACGUCUUUGAGUUUGCCGAGGUGGACUCCAUCAUUGUGGACAAGGAGUUUGAGGAUCUUUUAAGUGCCUACAGAUCCAAGCACAGCAAAGUUCCAAUCAUUGUGGAUAAUGAUACCGACGUCAUUACCGGCCCGCAAGCAGGUCAAUACAACCAAGCUGUCAUGGAAGGUCUUGCCUACGAUGCCGAGCAAGGCGCAAAAGGCUGGGCUGGCCUUCACGCACACGCAGAAAAUGAAGAUGACAUGCUGGCCAUCCCCUUUACCUCUGGAACGACGUCCAAGCCCAAAGGCGUCGUCUAUACUCACCGGGGUGCCUACCUCGCCGCCGUCGCAAACAUCAUCGAGUCUGGUCUGAACCAGGGCCGCUGCAAAUACCUGUGGACGCUGCCCAUGUUUCAUGCUUGCGGAUGGACGUUUCCCUGGUCUGUUGUCGCGGUGCGAGGCGUCAAUGUCUGCUUGCGCAAGAUUGAUUAUCCCAUCAUCUGGCGGCUUCUCAAGGACGAGGGCGUCACUCACUUCAAUGCGGCCCCGACUGUCAACACGUUGUUGGUGGCUGCUAAGGAGGCCGCCAAGCUGCCGCAACCAGUUCGAGUAACUGUUGCGGCUAGUCCACCCACUGGCCACUUGUUUGAGCAAAUGACCGACCUGAACCUUAUACCUGUACAUGUUUACGGAAUGACUGAAACGUAUGGCCCAAUCACCAAGUGCUAUACGUUGCCUGAAUGGGACAAUCUUCCACCAGCAGAAAAGUACGCCAAGAUGGCACGUCAAGGGCACGGCUUCAUCACCAGCCUACCCAUCCGCAUCAUCAAGCCGGACCAGCCCGAGGACGUACUCAUCGACGUGGCCAAGGACGGCAAAGAAAUCGGCGAAAUUGUCUUUUUCGGCAACAUUUGCGCCAAGGAGUACUACAAGGACGCCGCCGCGACCAAGAAGCUCUUUGCCGGCGGCGCCCUUCACUCGGGCGACCUCGCCGUCUGGCACCCCGAUGGCAGCGCGCAGAUCCUCGACCGCGCCAAGGACAUCAUCAUCUCGGGCGGCGAGAACAUUUCCUCGGUGGCGCUCGAGAGCAUGCUGGUGCAGCAUCCCGACGUGCUCGAGUGCGGCGUCGUGGCCGUGCCCAGCGCGCAAUGGGGCGAGGUGCCCAAGGCGUACAUUACCGUCCGCGAGGGCAGGUCGAUGCAGGGCGCGGAUCUAAUUGCCUGGGCCCGCGGAAACGCCGCCAUUAGCCGCUUCAUGGUGCCCAAGGAGGUCGAGGUGGUGCCGGACCUGCCAAAGACGAGCACGGGCAAGAUUAAGAAGAAUGACUUGCGCGAGUGGGCGAGGAAUGGCCGCAAGUCUGAUUAG
This is a messenger RNA of Beauveria bassiana ARSEF 2860, 1707 nucleotides long. RefSeq names its product AMP-binding enzyme. The record is from RefSeq and is a predicted model, not a curated record. Bases 1 to 1707 code for a protein of 568 amino acids. NCBI's taxonomy places the organism in Eukaryota, Fungi, Ascomycota, Sordariomycetes, Hypocreales, Cordycipitaceae. The transcript is spliced from 5 exons.